GCGAAGGGGGAGGGGAGACCGGGAGCCCCGUUGCCAGAGAUGGCUGCGCGCUUUAAAAGGAGGAGGAGGAGGAGGAGGAGGAAGAAGAAGAGGAGCGAGAGGCAGAGCCGGGCUCCGUGAGGAGAAGAGGUGCAGCACUGACAAUGUGAAUGUGCGAUGAUGAAAACAUUUGUGGUUUGAAACUGUUUUCAGAAGGGAAAGUUGUGCAUGAUGAGGUACGGAACGAACAUGGAUAUUUUUAGCCCGUAUAGGAAGAUAGUGGAGAUGACCCCCUGAAAAAGCAUCACCAUCCUCACACAGCAAGCAUGGCUUUUGCCCAGUCGCACAUUAUGACAGCUAGAAGGCAUCAGCACAGUAGACUAAUAAUUGAAGUUGAUGAGUACAGCUCAAACCCGACACAGGCAUUCACGUUCUACAACAUUAACCAGGGACGUUUCCAGCCCCCACAUGUGCAAAUGGUGGAUCCUGUUCCACAUGAUGCUCCUAAGCCUCCAGGAUACACACGUUUUGUCUGUGUAUCUGAUACUCACUCCAGAACAGAUCCUAUCCAAAUGCCAUAUGGUGAUGUUUUAAUACAUGCUGGUGAUUUUACUGAACUGGGACUGCCUAGUGAAGUUAAAAAAUUCAAUGAGUGGUUAGGCAGCCUACCAUAUGAGUACAAGAUUGUGAUAGCAGGCAAUCAUGAACUGACGUUUGACCAAGAGUUCAUGGCGGACUUAAUCAAGCAGGACUUUUACUACUUUCCCUCUGUAUCCAAGCUGAAGCCAGAAAGCUAUGAGAAUGUGCAGUCUCUCUUAACAAAUUGCAUAUACCUUCAAGAUUCAGAAGUGACAGUCAGGGGCUUCAGGAUAUAUGGCUCCCCUUGGCAACCUUGGUUUUAUGGCUGGGGCUUUAAUCUUCCGCGAGGCCAAGCACUUUUAGAGAAAUGGAACCUAAUUCCAGAUGGAAUAGAUAUUCUUAUAACACAUGGACCACCUCUUGGUUUCUUAGAUUGGGUUCCUAAGAAAAUGCAAAGAGUGGGAUGUGUUGAGCUGCUGAAUACAGUCCAGAGACGAAUACAACCACGUCUUCAUGUUUUUGGACACAUCCAUGAAGAUGACAGGAACUUAAAGAAAACAAGUAGGAAACGGCAAGCUAGAUGUUAUCCUGGGACGUUCAGAUUCCUCAGGGAAGAACUCCCAAGUUACGGAGUUAUGGCUGAUGGAACUACCACCUACGUGAAUGCUUCUGCAUGUACAGUGAAUUACCAGCCACUCAAUCCACCUAUAGUUAUUGAUUUGCCUACUCCAAGGAACACAUGAUUAUCACAUGCAGAAGUAUGAAGCCUGCAACCUGCCUAAAACAUUGGCUAGCAGCACAGAGCUGCUGGUGUAAAAACUAAGCAUACGCUAAAUUAUGAACGUGCUUUUCUUUUCUCUUUAUGAAAUAACUGGAGAGGCGAGAAUGGACAGACAUCGGGGGUAUCUGGUAUCACAGCCUUCUAGAAAUACUUCAACAGAUCUAACAUUUCAUCAUUUUAAAAAGACUUUUUAAUACAGAAAAGGGGUGUUCAUUCCAUGUUAUAUCAAGAGAAAUCAAUGCAUUAUGUAUAUUCCAUGUGCUAUAUUGAACUUACUAAAAUGACUCUUCAGCCAAGUGGUUCUUUAUGAAGGUUUACAGUUUUCAUGUGUGUUAAAUGCUGGCAUUUGCUCAUUUAAACCUGGUUUCACAGGAUAAUCACAGUGAGGGGAAAAUAUAAUUGUGCUAGAUUCUUGGGACUAUUAUUACAGAUAUAAAAUGACUCCCCAUGUAUUUAAGAGGUCAAAAGAAGCACAUUAUUAUGGCACAUACUUUUCAAAGCUAUAAUCUACCAGUCUUGUAAAACCGAGUAUAGGAGAAUUUUAAAAAUCUUCUUCCAUCUGAUAUUAAAUAUGGAAAGUGAUAUUAUGGUGGAGAUUACCGAAAUGCAGUAUACAGCACAAAAAAAUUGAAAGAGAAGUAGUUUAAAUUAAAUGUAAACUCAGGAAUUAAAAAGCCCCCUCCCCAAAAAACACCUAAUGAAUUCUGCAGCUGUUAAAUCUCAUACAGGGCAAACCUAAUUAUAUUUCCUUAGAAGUAAGUUCUACUGUCUGCAACUGUCUGUACAACGAUGUGCAAAUGCGACCUGAAAUACUUGCUGCAUUUUCAGCCGCUACUGUGUCCAUAGCCAUAGCUUUUGCCCUUGCAGCCCAGUUCUCAAAGGUCAAUUCCACACUCACCCAAGCUGGCAAAUGUGUGUGCAUGCAGCUGAUCCAAACAUGUUUAAGAACUGCGGAACAAUCCACAUGAGCACAUCACAGGGAACAUAAAUGUGGAUUUUAACUACUAUAUAUAUAUAGCCACAUAACUUCAGGAAUGUGGAGUUCAGGGUCAAAUCUGAGAGAGGUACAGAAUGAUAACUAGACUUGUUGCCUGUUCAGUGCUCAAUUUGAUGAUUGGUUGGAAUCCAUGGAACAUGGAGCUCAAAAAGAAGACUUCACAUUUUAUGGCAACCUUAUGUGUUCUGAAAAUAUAUAUUACUGUGGAUCAAAUUUACUCCCAAGAUCGGAUGUGCAGAUAUAACUUUGCACAGAAAGGCUACUGCAAACCAGGCUACAUGGCAGGUAGAUG
This is a messenger RNA of Podarcis raffonei (Aeolian wall lizard), 2628 nucleotides long. It is a transcript of the gene MPPED1, whose product is annotated as metallophosphoesterase domain containing 1. Lineage: Eukaryota; Metazoa; Chordata; Lepidosauria; Squamata; Lacertidae. The coding region runs from base 306 to 1301 and encodes 331 amino acids. The transcript is spliced from 9 exons. The record is from RefSeq and is a predicted model, not a curated record. Gene Ontology annotation, molecular function: hydrolase activity.